AUGACUACCCUCCAUCUCAAUCCUCCUUACAUGCCUGACUUCAUUCCCAAUGUCAGUACAAACAUGAAGUCUAGCUCUACAGCUCGCGUUCUUCGCAUUACACACUCUCAAUCUAGACCGAAUCCACCAAGGACCCCACCCAAACCACCGGUUACCUCUACCCCGAUACCCCUCGAAGUUGUGGAGCUCCUAGAAGCUAUCCUCUUGCGUCUUCCACUACAAGUCCUCCUUACUACUGCGCAGCGCGUUUGCAAGCGUUGGCACGCAGUCAUUUGCUCAUCUCGACGAAUCCAGCGUGCACUCUAUCUUCUUCCAAACGAAAAUCAGGACGUUCCGGGAACCAGACGCGCCUAUAUCCCCAACCCCUUGAUUGCUCGUGCCUUCUUUGCAUACCUUCGAUUCGAUGUCUGGACUGAGCAUACAAGAGCUGGAACUGAGGAUCAUGUCGAUGUUGCGCUGAAAAUGACUUCUUUAGAGUAUCCAGCAUCGAUCAGAUACGGUGCGGCUUCGUGGAGAAAGAUGCUCGUCACCCAGCCGCUGAUCAAAGAGGUGGUUGUUACCGAUACCCGCGUGGCGCCAUACUACGAUGACUUCUUUGUUGAUGAGGCACACAAUACUGCGGGAGUCAAAAUGGGAGAUUUGCUGGUGCUGGAUGAUAAGUGA
Aaosphaeria arxii CBS 175.79 is the source of this 663-nucleotide messenger RNA. RefSeq lists its product as uncharacterized. Gene Ontology annotation, molecular function: protein binding. The transcript has a single exon. The record is from RefSeq and is a predicted model, not a curated record. Lineage: Eukaryota; Fungi; Ascomycota; Dothideomycetes; Pleosporales. The coding region runs from base 1 to 663 and encodes 220 amino acids.